Molecule: messenger RNA, 1214 nt
Organism: Purpureocillium takamizusanense
Lineage: Eukaryota; Fungi; Ascomycota; Sordariomycetes; Hypocreales; Ophiocordycipitaceae
Gene: spf31
Product: DnaJ sub C member 8
Exons: 3
Coding region: 112-771 (219 amino acids)
Source: RefSeq, a predicted model, not a curated record
UCUAUCGCCUCAGCUUCUUCACUUCUCCCCACCACCCCACGACCAACCUGGAGACCUUUGAUGGUUUAAGCCGUAAGCCAGCGAGCACUGUGUUAUUCGGAAGCAUCCGCUAUGGCAGCCGAAGACGCAAAUGACGAUCGUGACGCGCUCGACGCGCUGGAACUGGAGGCAAAGGAGUUUGACAAAGAUGCCGAGAUCGAUAGGAUUCUCAAGGCUUUCCGUCUUGAUGCCUACGCCGUCCUCGACCUCCACCCAGGCGUCCCCGAGUCCGACAUCAAGAUCACGUAUCGUAAAAAGUCGCUCCUCAUACAUCCCGACAAGACCAAGAACCCACGUGCGCCCGACGCGUUCGAUCGCCUGAAGAAGGCUCAAACAGAGCUCAUGGACGAGAAGAAGCGUGCCAUCCUCGACGAAGCCAUCGCCGACGCGCGCAUGCUCCUCAUCCGCGAAAACAAGUGGACCGUUGACAGCCCUGAGCUCAAGACCGACGACUUCGACAAGAAGUGGCGCACCAAGUCGAUGGAGGUCCUGAUCGACAACGAGCAACGCCGCCGCCGCCAGCUCAAGGCCCAGAUGCAGGAGGAGGGCCGCGAGCAGCGCAAGGAGGAGGCCGAGCUGGAGGAGCGCAAGCGCAAGCGCAAACACGAACAAGACUGGGAGGCUACCCGUGACCAGCGCAUCAACAGUUGGAGGAGUUUCCAGAAGGGCAAGUCGACUGGUGGAGGGGAUCCAGACAAGAAGAAAAAGAAGAAGCUGAAGCCCAUCGGUUGAGAGGCCUCAUCACAGCUCAUCCUGGUGCUACGCGAACGGCUAGGCGCACGAUGCCGCUUCGAACAACUACCUCCCCAUAAUUCGGCGCCUCAUUUUGUUCAUGCUUGCCGCCGCACAUUCGUUGCGUCGCUUUGAUUUGUGAGUCGACAAAAUCUACACACCGUCCGGGAUCUGACCAAGACAGCGGCUUUGGGAGGCGAGCGCAACGCUAAGAUACCCCGACGGGCGUUUGGAGAAACCACGAGAUUGAAGGACGACACAUUUGACAGCUGCGGGACACGAAAGUCACGUCACAUUUGUUUUUUGCGAGAUUGCUCGAAGCUUGGUGCCUGGUGUGAGGAGAUUCUUCUUCUCGCUGAGAGACUACGCUCUCUACGCAAUACCUGUUAGCAUACACGGAAAGGUCCAAGCUAGCCUGUAAAUCUGCACAAAGAAUCCUGGGG